Molecule: messenger RNA, 1275 nt
Organism: Eimeria tenella
Lineage: Eukaryota; Apicomplexa; Conoidasida; Eucoccidiorida; Eimeriidae
Product: DNA gyrase subunit B, chloroplastic/mitochondrial, related
Exons: 5
Biological process (GO): DNA topological change
Molecular function (GO): DNA binding; DNA topoisomerase type II (double strand cut, ATP-hydrolyzing) activity; ATP binding
Source: RefSeq, a predicted model, not a curated record
GAGCUGCAGCUGCUGCUGCAGCGCGCAGCAGCAGCAGCGGCAGCAGCAGCAGCAGCACGAGCAGCAAAAGAGCUGCAGCGAUCGAAGCAACGCGCUCUCCAGGCGUCGCUGUUGCCAGGCAAACUCGUCGACAGCCAAAGAGGCGAAGAGCUUUUUAUCGUCGAAGGCGAAUCGGCUGCGGGCAGCGCCAAACAAGCUAGAGACCGGCAUCUGCAGGCAAUUCUUUCUCUCCGAGGGAAAAUUUUAAAUGCUCAAAAAGAAAAAAAUAAAUUCAAAAUAUUCAACAACCAAGAAAUCAAAGUGAGGCAACCAGCAGCAGCAGCAGCAGCAGUAGUUGUUGCUGCUGUAGCAGCAGCUAUUGCUGCAGCAGCUGCUGCAGUUGUUGCCGUAGCCGCAGCAGUUGCUACUGUAGCAGCAGCUACAGCAGUUGUUGCUGUAGCAGCAGCUGCAGCAGUUGUUGCUGUAGCAGCAGCGGUAGCAGCAGCAGCAGCAGGUGUUAUAGGAGCAGCAGCAGCAGUUGCGGGAGUCGUUGCUGAACUAGAAACAUUAGCAGCAGCUGUUGCAGCAAGUGCAGUUGUUACAGCAGCAGCAGCAGCAGCAGCAGCAGCGCCAGCAGCACCAGCAGCACUAGCCAUAGCAGCAGCAGCAACAGCGAGAUCUCUUUGGUAUCGGCACUGGGAGUUCCUCCACAAGAAGGCCGCAAGGAGCCCCACAACCCUUCAGGCCUCAGACGUCGACGGCGCCCACAUCCGCAGUUUAUUGCUGUCUUUUUUUUUUCGAUUUUAUUUUUUUCUUUUUAAUUCCAAAAGACUUUUUGUUGCACUUCCUCCUCUUUACAAGGCGCGCCAUCCCCCGCUGCCGCUGCUGCUGCUGCAGCAGCAGCUGCAGCAGCAGCAGCAGCAGCAGCAGCAGCAAAGCCGAAGCGCCAGCAGCAGCAGCAGCAGCAGCAGCAGGUUAGUGACAGAGACGUAUAUAUGGAGCGACGCAGAGGCGAAGGCUCUUGCUGCUUUGGUGCAGCAGCAGCACCUCAGCAAGAAAGGAAAGCAGCAGCAGCAGCAGCAGCAGCAGCAGCAAGAGCUGGCGGCAGCGGCGGCGGGGGAGCCUGCAGCAGCAGCAGCAGCAGCAGCAAGCAGGGGGCUGCUGCUGCUGCAGCGCUUCAAAGGCCUCGGGGAAAUGCAGCCGCAGCAACUUUGGGAAACAGCCAUGAAUCCAAAAACAAGAAAAAUCAAACUAGUCCGAGUCAACGACCUCCAACGGGUAGGCUCAGCUAGCUAG